Messenger RNA from Eriocheir sinensis (Chinese mitten crab), 7136 nucleotides. RefSeq names its product NF-kappa-B inhibitor alpha-like. The record is from RefSeq and is a predicted model, not a curated record. Gene Ontology annotation, molecular function: protein binding. The coding region runs from base 249 to 1610 and encodes 453 amino acids. Lineage: Eukaryota; Metazoa; Arthropoda; Malacostraca; Decapoda; Varunidae. The transcript is spliced from 7 exons.
CACACACACACACACACACACCGCCAAACACACACACAGAGCCAGGCAGUCACUCUUAGACGGGCGGGCAAGGAGGACACACGUGAGCCGCUGUCCAAGGCCCUGUUCUUAGGUGUUUCUGGAGUGCCACACGUCCCAUAGUGCCACAGUGGGGGCUCGAGGCAUCGUGUGAAGUGUCCAGGCCCUGUGUACGCGUGUGUGUGUCCCUGUUUGCGUGUGAGUGCAUCGGUGCGCCCCUAGAUGUUAAGAUGUGGCGUGGCGGUCAGGGCGCUGCAGGUGUUGUGGGUGUAACGUCUCCCAGGGCCAGUGAGGGCGUGGGGGCGGCGGUGGAGGCAUCUACAGGAGGUGCUGGAGGUGUGCCCGGCGCCACAACCCUCGGGGACCAUCACAAGUCACAGUUCGAUUCCCACAACGACUCGGGUUUCCUCUCGGGUUCGAAUCUUCUGUCUUCGAGCAGUCUGAACCCCGAGGACCCCGACACUAUGCCCUUCUCCGCGGCGCCGCCCUCCACGGAGAUCUCCAAAGGGGGCGCGCUGUCCCCCACAAGACUGGACUCCGGUAUAGACAUUUCUGACCAGCUUAGUUCCCUCCACCUCGCCUCCCCCUCCACCUCCACCACCUCAACCUCCACCUCAGAGCUUGGAGAGGGAGAGGAGAGCUCUUCCCCCCUCCCUCCACCCCCAGCCAUCACCCCGCCCCCCCGGAGGUCCCGCCUGGGGCUUAGUGAGGCUCAAGUGGCACUGCUGCAGGAGAUUUUCAAGAGAGACGAGGAUGGGGACACUCAGCUCCACGUGGCUGUGAUGCGGGGCUUCAUCGAGGUGGUCUACCAUAUCACGCGGCUGCUGCCUCACCAAGCCCUCCUGGACCUGGCGAACCAUCAGGGGAAGACUGCGCUACACCUGGCCGUGGCGGCGGGUGACGGAGGAGCGGCACGCCACCUCCUGGUCUGCGGCGCCUCCCCAGUGGAACGCGACCGCCGCGGCAACACGCCCCUUCACCUGGCGGCGGCGGCGGGGCAGGCGGCGCUGGUGGGUGAGCUGACGCGGCCCGUGACGGUGGCGGAGGUGGUGGGCGCCCGCCUUGCCUACGCCCCAGCACACACCGCGGGGCUCCUGGCGGCGGACCUGACGAAUUAUGAUGGUCAGACGUGCAUCCACCUGGCGGCUCAGGGCGGCCACCGGGACAUCCUGCAACAUCUCACCUGGUACGGCGCCGACAUCAACGCAAAGGACGGCAAGAGCGGCAGGACGGCCCUCCACUACGCCGUCGAGGCCCGUGAGCCCGGCCUGGUGGCGUUCCUGGCGGAGUCCUGCAGAGUGUCCCUCACCCUCGAGACCUACGCCGGCCUCACGCCCUACCAGCUGGCCCUCGCUAACGGAGCCACGGGGAUCGCGGAACUGCUGCUGGAACUGGGUGCCCCGGGGGAAGCGCUGCCCCCCUACCUCACCAACGAUGACGACCUGGACUACGAUGAGGUGCCAGUCCUCCCCGACAACAACGGCUGGGGUGUUAUGGAUGACCUGCGGAUAGGUGGGGUGCCAGUGCCUCUCCCCCUGGCACUCCCCGUCACGGAUGCCAGCGGGCCCUUCAACGCCGACCGCUACCUGUGAACGGCGCGGCAGGUGUGAGGGAUGACGAAGAGGAGGUGUGAGGGAGGCAUUUGGAAAGGUGCUGAAGGAAGGGAGUGUAUGAGGAAUGAGGAUAAACACUUUUGGAAGGCCGAGGAAUGUUGAAUUAUGAGGAAAAGAUGAAAAAUGAGGAAGUGUGUAGAAGGCUGACGGCGAGGAGGCGUAGGAUUGGAAGGGAGUGUAUGAGGAAUGAGGAUAAACACUUUUGGAAGGCCGAGGAAUGCUGAAUUAUAAAGAAAAGAUGAAGAAAACUAUUUUAUGAGGACGAGGAGGUGUGGUAUCGAAGGAAAUGCAGAAGAAUGUCGUGUGGAAAGGUACAGAAGGAAGGGAAUGCAAGAGAAAUGAGAACUAGAAAGAUGAAGAACUGAAUAAAGAGGAGAAGAAGAGGAGUGGAGACGAAGGAAGUAGAUUAAUGUUUUGUGGAAAUGUACUGCAGGAAAAGAAUAUAAAAGAAAUUGUGAUGAACGGCAUUGGAAAACUGAAGAAUACCGAGUUAUGAGGAAGAGAUGAAGAAUGCUGAAUAAUGAAGAUUCGCAUGGAGAGAGAAGUAGACGAGGCAGUGUGGAAAUCUCAAGGAAGGGAAUGUACGAAAAAUGAAGAAAACCAUAUUGAAAAACCAGAGAAUCGGAAACUAGGGAAGAAUGAAGAUUGCUGUGAGGGACUAAUGAAGAAUACUUGAUGAUAUAGAGAGAAAGGAGAGGAAAUUUGUGGGAGAGUAUGAAACUUUUGAACAUGCUGGUACUCUAGAAACUUUGUGAUACUUAUUGACUGAGGAGAAAAAAGUUAAAUUAUACAAAACUGCUGUAGAAAGAACUGACAUGCUCUGGAAUCUAUGCUGACCGAUGUUUUGUGGAAUUUUUCAUACGGCGGAAGAAUAAGGAAAAAAACCCUACUAGGCUACCAUCACCAAAUUAUUUAAACACACCGUACUGCUAACUUAGGAAACGUAUUGCUAAGUGAACGAAUCAUUUUGAAGUCACAUGAACGGAAUUUAACGACAUUUCGACUGCUACAUCUGAAAAAACGAAACAUUGUAAAAAAUCGCUGAAAAUGCUUUAAAUCAAUACCGGGUGAACGAAAGCUAAGGGAAAUUUGCACGUAACAUUAAAUUUAGGUCAUGUACACGAAUCAUUUUGGGAAGAGAGCUAACUUGACCGAUAACUUGUGAUUCUGAGGUGUGGGCGAGCGAAGACUUUAGGAACGAGUGCUAUAUAUAUGAGAUGCAAUGAAGAGAAUGAAAAACAAACGAAAGCAAGUGGAAAUACAGCAACGUAAGUGAUAAAUUAUGGGAAUGAGAAUGUAGGUGAACGAAGAUUUAUGAAAACUACGAAAACUGACGGAUCGUAUAGCGAAAUGAGACCUAAAAACGAAGAGACGAAGCAUAAACGAAAGAAAAUUAAAAAUAUGUGAGUGAUAAAUUAUGGGAAUGACGAUAUGGGGGAGCGAAGAUUUAUGGAAACUACGAAAACUAAUGAAUUGUAUAGCGAAGUGAAGCCAAGGAAGUGGAUUUGGUAGCACUGGUGAACGAAAUAUUUUGACGCUACUGAACGAAAAGAAGCGAAACUGGACGCUCCCGUGAACGAAACAAAGUGAAACGGAGUGAAAAAAAGAUAAACUAAUUUAAUAAUGUGUUCAUGAAGGCUGUUUCGUGUGUGCGUGUGUACGUUUGUGUCUGUGUGUGUAUAUAUUGAAGUGUACACAUAUGUGAACGUUUUCUGGUGACAUUGAAGAAGAGGAAGAAAGAAGUGGAGGAGAAGAAUCAAUAUAGAAGAAGAAAAAAAGGAAAAAUAGCGAAGAAUACAGAAAUGAAGAGGAAGCAAGGAGAAAAAAAGAAAAUAGCAGAAAGGAUAAUUACAAAAAGAAGAAAAAAAAAAGAAAAGAUCAAAGAAGAGAAAAAAAUGAAGUAGAAGGGAAAGAUCAAUUUAGAAAGAGGGGGAAAAAAGGGAGGAGAAAAAAGAAAUGACAAUUGUGAUAAACUAUAUAAUUAAGGAAGAUAAAAUAAAGUGAAAGAGGAGGAACAAGAAAUGGAGAAGGAUAAGAUAAAAAGAAGAAAAGGGGAAAGAAAGCAAAAGAAGAGAAAAAAAGUAAAUAAGACAAUUGUGAUAAACUAUACUAUAAGAAAAGGAUAAGAAUAGAGAGAAUUAUUCUUAACUGACAUCCCGUUUUCUGUUGAGUGUGCCGUUUUCUUUCACCAAAGGGAGACUUAAGCAAAAACAGGAAAAGUGAGACGGAGAAACGGAGUGCAGAUAUUUUGUACCGUAAGUGGAAAAAGUUCACUCAAAAGACUUUCCACCUUAGCUGUUAUUAUUAUUAUUGUUUGUAUAUUGUGAGUGUGAGUUUGCGAGUGUCUUGUCAUAUGUGAUCUCAGAGCAAAGCGAACGAAGGAGGGGAAAAAAAUAUGUAUGUAGGAUAAUUUUGAGAACUGGAUCUUUACCUAAGUGACCCUCGCAGCACCUUGGUUAGCAUUCUUAAAAGCCUCGGUCCCUCACUUUGCAUAUUGGAAAAGCCUCUCGUAGAAGUUGCAGGGAUUUUAGUGAUGCUGGUGAUAGUUUUAAAUGACUUAUGCAUCUCAGAAAGGGAAAAACAGGUUAAUUUGAAAAGCCUCUCGUAGAAGUUGUUGGGAUUUCCAUGGCCUGUUUAGUGAUGCCGGUGAUAGUUUUACAUGACUUAUGCAUCUCAGAAAGGGAAAAUCAUACAAGAGAAGCAGGUCAAUCUUCUCUGUGGCCUUGGGAGAUAGUCGUGAUGGGAGCCCGAGACGAUUAAGAAUGUGGACCAAAAAUGUUUCUUCGCAGGCUUGUGUUUACCGUUUUCUUUGGAGGGGUGUGUAUCCAUUUUCAGUUGACUUUUGAAAGGAGAACUUGUUAAAAAAAUGACGAAAAAGGAAGUGAAACAGUUUACAAUGCUGCAUGAAAGGAGAACUAGCUAAAAAGUGAACCUUGACAUAUAAAUAACGGAAAAGACAUUGUAAAAGGAAGGAAACCAGUGGAAGAAUAUAGACCCUGGAAGACACUGCAAUAGAAAGUAAUAGUUCGUUGUGUUGAAAAUAAUAGACACAGUGAGGAUAUAAGAGUAUAUCAUUAAAGAAACAGGACACUAGGGAGGAACACAAAACUCGGAUUCAUAUAUACCAAAAAGAGACAUUGUGAUAGAUUAAAACAGUUUGCAUGAUGUGAAGUUGAAUGUCUGAGAUAAGAUAAAAGUGCAGGGAGGAAAUAACAUACACCACUUUAGAGAGAAAACCAAUGGAAGAAUACACAACCCAGUUUAUACAUAGCGAAAAAGACAUUGUAAUAUAUAAAAACACUUUGCAUGAUGGUUAAGUUGGAUGUUGUUUAAGAGAAUAGUGAAAAAAUAACAAUGUACAGCAUCAUUUGAGAAAGAGAGAGGGGAAACCAGUGUACUUAUAUAUGGUGAAAAACAUUGUAAACGAUAGAAAGAGAACACAUGAUGGUUAAUUUGGAGGUUGUUUGGGAUAGAUACAGUGAGGAAGUGCGACUCGAGAGAUAGGUAUAGGGAAGGAAAUUCAGACUAAGAGAGCUGUACCAUGCAGGAGGGAGAUAGAGAGAGAUAUAUUUCCCACCUGUGAGAAUGAGUGGGCAAACAAGUUGAUAGUGUCCGUGAUGGCAGUGAAUGUCCGAGAAAAGUGAAAGCAGAGAAUAUGAAAUGUCAUAAAUUGUAAGUGCCUAAAAUUUCAAGCUUAGGAAGAAGUUAUAAAAUGAAAAAUUGUAAGAGAGAGAUUUUGUGUGUUACGAUUAGAGAUAUUUGGUUAGACGAAUUCAUGCUUAGGAAGGAAACGAAGAAUGAAAACUUGUAAGAAGGAGAUUUUGAGUGUUAUGUGUGAAGUUAUGAUCAAGUGUGUGCUUAUAUGAAAAGGAGUGAUGCUGGGAGAUACGUGAUGAAGGAACCUUGAGGGAAUGAAGUUUAAAACGUGAAAAUGAAAGGGUGAUGAAAAAUGGAAAGAUUGAAAUUGAGGAUUGAAUUUAGAAGUAAGAAAUGAUGAAGAAUAAAGGAAUAAUGGAAAAAUGGGAAAAUAGACUGGAAUUUAGAAGUAAGAAAUGAUGAAAAAUGAAUGAUUGAAACUGAGGAAUGAGUAAGAAGUAAGAAAUGGUGAAGAAUGAAGCAGAUAAUGGAAAAAUGGGAAGGUAGACUGGAAUUUAGAAGUAAGAAAUGAUGAAAAAUGAAGGUAAAAAUGGAAAAAGGAAGAGAUGUAGACUGGAAUGAAUUUAUACAGAAUCAAACACACACACACACACACACAGGUGGCAAGAUAGUGCUUUAACAAACGGCAUAACAAGGGAUAAAGCGUUGGCUGAGUGAUACAUUGAAAACAAAACAAAAUAUAUCACUUCAAAAUAUCUAUUGUUAUUCUUACUAUUAUUAUCAUUCUACAUAUAUAUAUAACUCGAAUCUAUUUUCUGCCAUCACACCAUAGGAAGAAUAUAUAUAUAACAGAUGUCUAUGUUAAUGUAUAUAUAUCAAAAGGACAUGUUAUCACCACAUUAGAUUAUGCUUUAAAUAGAGUAAUAUUUAGCACCUUAGAUAGACAGACAGGUAAAGGAACAAUGUAUAUGGAGGUACAGGAGUGAAAAUAAUAGGAAGUUUAAUUGAAAAGAAAUGUAAUAAAAAGAGAGAGAGUGAAUGAAUGAGAGAAAGUGAAGAAAGAAGAAGAAUAAAAGAAAGUGAGUGGAUGAAUGAAUGAAAGUAAAAAAAGAAAAACAGCAAUAGAAAGUUAAAAAAAGAGGAAGUUCUGUAUAUGAAAGUGAGCAAAUGAAGAACAAAAGGAAGUUAAAUAUGAGUAGAAAAAGAAUGUAAUUAGUGUAGAGAAAGUGAGUGAAUGAAUUAACGAAAGAAAGAAAAGAGAGAAAAAGAGCAAAAGAAAUAAUGGGGAAAAUAAUGUAAAAAAAAAUAAGUAUAAUGUAAAAACAGGAAAGUUAAGUUAUUUAGAAAGAAAGGAGAAGAUUUUAUGUGUGUGUGUGUGUGUGUGUGUGUGUGUAAGGUCACCAAACAGAGCAUUACAUAACUGAAAGAUGGUUUAGUGGCACACACACACACAGCAUUGAAUAAGGUGUUUAGGUGUGCAGCUAUGUGAGUGUGUGUGUGUGUGUGUGUGUGUGUGUGUUCUUUUGCUACAUAACUAUAGAAAAAAUAUCUGGAUCUGUAAAGUCUUAAAACAAAGUAUCAAAACAACAAAAAUGACUAAUGCAAACUGUGUCAAAAGGUCAACUGAGGUGAAAAAGUGCUGUUACUGUGAGGUCAUUGCUUAGGGUGUCUGUGGAGUCAUGUGUAAAGGUCUAGUGAGGUCAGGUCAGGUCAGCUUGGGUGAGGUCAGUUUUGCCUUAAGUGGAUAUCCUGCUUGUGUUGAGGUCAGUGAAGCCGUGCCUGAGGUCAUGUGUUGGUCAGGUCAGGGUCAAGCCACUCUGCUGUGUAUAUACAUAAUGAAAAUGCUGUAAAUACUGUACAAUUCCUUCAUUUCAUUUUUGUCAGUGUAAUAAACUUUUAUUUAUUUAC